UCUCUCCCCGCAGUGAAUCCCUGUUGCUAUUUCCCCUGCCAGCACCAAGGGGUGUGCAUGAGGGUCGGCCUGGGAGGAUACGAGUGCGACUGCACGCGCACGGGAUACUUCGGGGCCAACUGCACCUCCCCCGAGUUCUGGACGCGCCUCCACGACCUGCUGAAGCCCAGUCCUGCCUUCUUCCACUUCAUCCUGACCCACUUCAGGUGGUUUUGGGAUAUUAUCAACAGCACCUUCAUCAGGGACACGCUUAUGAGGCUCGUGCUCACAGUUCGUGCCAAUCUCAUCCCCAGCCCCCCCACCUUCAACUCUGACUAUGGCUACAUCACGUGGGAGGCCUACGCCAAUGUCAGCUAUUACACCCGUGUCCUCCCGCCCGUGCCGGACAACUGCCCAACGCCCAUGGGGACCAAAGGGAAGAAGCAGCUCCCCGACCCCCAGCUCCUGGCGGAGAGGUUCCUGUUGCGGCAGAAGUUUGAAGCCGAUCCCCAAGGCACCAACCUGAUGUUUGCCUUCUUCGCCCAGCAUUUCACCCACCAGUUCUUCAAGACGUCCGGGAAGAUGGGACGUGGCUUCACCAAGGCGCUGGCGCAUGGGGUGGACCUCGGGCACUUGUACGGGGACAACCUGCAGCGGCAGCACCAGCUGCGACUCUUCAGAGACGGGAAGCUGAAAUUCCAGGUGGUGGAUGGAGAGGUGUACCCCCCCAUGGUCACCGAUGCUCCGGUCCACAUGGUCUACCCGUCUGCCGUCCCCAAGGAGAAGCAGCUGGCGAUGGGGCAGGAGGUGUUUGGGCUGUUGCCGGGACUCUGCAUGUAUGCCACGCUCUGGCUGCGCGAGCACAACCGUGUCUGCGACAUACUGAAACGGGAGCAUCCCACCUGGAGCGACGAGCAGCUCUUCCAGACAGCUCGUCUCAUCCUCAUCGGGGAGACCAUUAAGAUUGUCAUCGAAGACUACGUCCAGCAUCUCAGUGGGUACUUCCUCAGCCUCAAGUUCGACCCCGAGCUGCUGUUUGGGACGCAGUUCCAGUACCGGAAUCGCAUCGCGGUGGAGUUCAACCAGCUCUAUCACUGGCACGGUCUGAUGCCCGACUCCUUCGUCAUCCAGGGGGAAGAGUACAACUACGAGCAGUUCCUCUACAACACCUCCAUGCUCAUGGACUAUGGCGUGGAGGCGCUGGUGGAGUCCUUUUCCAAGCAGACUGCAGGAAGGAUCGGUGGGGGACAAACCAUCAAUGCUAACAUCUUGAAAGUGGCCGUUGGGGUCAUCCAGGAAUCCCGGCAGCUGAGGCUACAGCCGAAGAGGUUUGGCAUGAAGCCCUACAAGUCCUUUCAGGAGCUAACAGGAGAGGAAGAGAAGGCGGCAGAGCUGGAAGAGCUGUAUGGAGACAUUGAUGCUCUGGAGUUUUAUCUGGGCUUGCUGCUUGAGAAACCCCAACCCAAUGGUAUUUUUGGAGAAAGCAUGGUGGAGAUCGGAGCUCCGUUUUCCCUGAAGGGGCUUCUUGGAAACCCCAUCUGCUCCCCAGAGUACUGGAAACCCAGUACAUUCGGUGGAGCAACUGGCUUUGAGAUAGUUAAGACAGCAUCACUCAAGAAACUCGUGUGCCUCAAUGUGAAGAAGUGCCCGUACGUGGCGUUUCAUGUGCCGGAUGCUGCGGAAAAUGGCAGCCCUCGGGCUGGUGGACCAUCUACUGAGCUGUAG
Pygoscelis adeliae (Adelie penguin) is the source of this 1704-nucleotide messenger RNA. RefSeq names its product prostaglandin-endoperoxide synthase 1 (prostaglandin G/H synthase and cyclooxygenase) (gene PTGS1). Gene Ontology annotation, molecular function: prostaglandin-endoperoxide synthase activity; heme binding; peroxidase activity. Gene Ontology annotation, cellular component: neuron projection; cytoplasm. Gene Ontology annotation, biological process: cyclooxygenase pathway; response to oxidative stress. Lineage: Eukaryota; Metazoa; Chordata; Aves; Sphenisciformes; Spheniscidae. The record is from RefSeq and is a predicted model, not a curated record.